AUGAAGGACAUUAUGAUGAUAUGGAACCGAUUCACCGGCCGGCGUUACUCGAACGUCAAUGCGAACCAAAACGAGCCCGGCGAGUCCGAGGACAUAGCGAUGAAAACGAACAACCUGAGGAGGAAGUCUUCAAUCGUCAUGAGUAAUUUCAUUAAUACAGCGCUCGCGGUGCACGCGCGGAACAAAAGGCCGAACAGACUGAGAAGUAAUCUAAAGCUUUUCCAAAAUUACCGUAUUCCCCGAAAUUUUCCAGGUAUUCUCACGCUGUUGAUUUCGGGAUUCUCCGCCAUUGCCAUUGGCUGCGCAAUUUUUAUAUUCGAUCCGUACGAGUUGAUUUUUAAAAUGAAAGUGACAUUCAGCCCCGGCGGCGAAAUAUUCGACAUCUGGCGGAAACCGGACGUCGAACUUUAUCUUAAAGUUUACCUAUUUAACGUGACCAAUCACAACGAAUAUUUAUCGGGCAAGGAGAGCAAAUUAAAGUUCCAGGAAACGGGCCCUUACGUUUACCGAGAAUUAUUCGAACAUAGUGAUGUCCAUUUCAAUGACAAUGGUACAGUGACGGCGUAUCUACAACACCCACUGCAAUACGUACCGCACAUGAGCAAUGGAACGGAAGAUGACAUGCUAAUAUUGCCGAACAUCGCCUUAUUGAGUAUCACGAACGUGAUGAGGAAUUCUGUUUAUCUAACCAGACUCGGGUUAAAUUUACUGAUCAUUAACACGGAUUCGCAUCCCCUGGUGAAAAUGACUGCUAAGGAAUUUAUGUUUGGUUACGAAUCCACCCUUGUUACCCUGGGCAAUAAAAUGAUGCCAUCAUGGAUUAAAUUUGAUAAGCUAGGUCUUAUCGAUAGAGGUUCUCAGAAAUCGCUACCUUUCUCCAGAGAUUUCAAUGUUUCCUCUUUGCUACAGAUGUACGAUUUUGAGAACGAUUACAUAAACGUUUAUACCGGUGAAAACGAUAUAAGUGAAACAGGAUUGAUUGAGAAGUAUAACGGCAAUGUGGAUCUACCGCAAUGGACAGGAAAAUGUGCGAAUGUGAAGGGAGCGAGCGAUGGAGCAAAGUUUGCAAGUUACAUCAAACCGAACGAUACUAUAUUAUUCUUCAGAAAAAGUCUCUGUCGCAGCGCCAUUCUA
Messenger RNA from Heterotrigona itama, 1134 nucleotides. The record is from the annotation of a GenBank genome assembly. Lineage: Eukaryota; Metazoa; Arthropoda; Insecta; Hymenoptera; Apidae.